GGAAAGUUCAACAUAAUCAUUCUACAUUAUUCAAAUCAAACAAACUAUUCCCCAUUUUUCUUCUUCUUCAGAGGAUUACAUGGUAAAAUAGAAUGACAUGUUUUAGCAGAGUUUCCUUUUGUCCUUAGAAUUAGGUACAAGCUUUGGAAUUGAGUGGUUUGGCUACGCUUUCAUAUGCUUCUCUACAAUCAGAGCAUGUGUUUGUCAGAGACUUGCGUAUCAAUCAUGCAAUAACCCUCACCUGCCGCCAAUUACAUUUUUUCAUUCCCACGCAGCUUCUAAUGUUUUAUAGAUUCUAGAGUACAAUUCCCAUAGUCCCACACACCCCAUUUUUUUUUUUUUUUUUGGUUAUUAAUUAUAUUCCUGUUUUGUGAAUACUGUCUCAUUCGUUGGUUAUUGUUCUCCGUUUCAAAAUUGCUACCUAAACUAGCCUAUCCAAAUCUGAAUAUUUCUCAAUCUGAAAUUCUCUGUCCUUUUUGGUUAACCUAUGAAUUAGCCCAUAUUUGCUAAAAGGAAAUUAAUUUCUCCUCCGGGGUGUAUAACUCUGUGGAAUCGAGAAAAAAAGAGGAAGAGGGUUUGUUCUCAUUGGGGAUGCAUAUUGAGGGUGGUGGUGGAGGAAAUGGCGAAUCUUGUUCCCGGGGUGCUUCUGAAGCUUCUUCAGCACAUGAACACCGAUGUGAAGGUUGGUGGAGAGCACAGGUCUUCGCUGUUGCAAGUUGUGAGCAUUGUUCCGGCACUUGCAGGGGGUGAACUGUUCCCAAAUCAAGGUUUUUAUCUCAAAGUCUCUGAUUCAUCUCACGCCACUUAUGUGUCUCUACCUGAUGAACAUGAUGAUCUUAUUUUAAGUGAUAAGAUUCAGUUGGGGCAGUUUGUGUUCGUUGAUCGUUUGGAGGGUGCUUCUCCUGUCCCCAUUCUUCGUGGGGUUAGGCCUGUUCCUGGGAGACACCCUUGUGUUGGAACCCCUGAGGAUAUUGUUGCUACUCAUUCCCUUGCAUUCCUUGACAACGGUAAGGACAAGAAUGGGGUUUGUUCUGGUGGGGCUGGCAUGGAUAGAUCGAAGUCUCCGAGGAAGGUGUUUGGUGGUGGUGUUGGGGAGAAGGAGAAGAAGGAGAGAGUGAGAUUAAGCAGUAGUGGUGGUGGGAUUGGUAAGGAGGAAGUGCAAUCUAGCAAGACUAGUGGUGUUUUGGGUAGGAGCAAGUCUCAGUCUCAGCCUCAGCCUCAGCCGAGCAAGCCUUCACUCAGGAUUGAGGUGAAGAAUGAGUCCUCUACUAGAUUGAGGUCCAACAGUUUGCGGUCCGUCCCUUCCUCGCCGAGUAGUUGCUAUUCAUUGCCGAGCUCUUUUGAGAGAUUUGCCAAUGGGGUCAGGCAGCAUCAGGCAAAGGUUGGUCCUAAGGUGGGAGGGCUGGAGACAGGAAAGGCUGUUCAUAGAGCUAAUAGUCCGGUUGGGAAGAAAAGCGCAGUGGGAAAUCCGAUUAGGAAUUUGGUGCAUGGAUUUGAAAUGGGGGCUAAGGCUCUAAGGAAAAGCUGGGAAGGGACUGUGGAGGUCAACACUAGAGAUUCUUCCAAAACUAGAGUUGCAACCAAGUUUGAUCCUAAGCCUGAAGUUAGUACUCCUAGGAGGAGAAGCAUUGCAUAUGAAAAGCUGACAUCUAAAGAGGAGGGCAAGAUCCAACCACCAACAAGGCUCCCUAAGGAACAACAUAAGACCCAAACAUCUACAAAGAAGGCUAGUGCUAAUGGAACUAUGGAGGAACCAGAAAAGUCAAGCAAGCAAAGAAUUUCCCUUGGAAAGAAAUCAGCGGAAGUUUCUAACAGCGGGCUCCCUGGAAACUUGGUCAAAGUUUCUCUAAGUAAUAGAAAAGUGACAGAUGCAAGUAUUCAAUGGGCUUCACUCCCAUCAUCUAUUUCAAAGAUUGGAAGGGAAGUAAUGAAACACAGAGAUUCGGCACAGAUGGCAGCAACUGAGGCUAUGCAAGAGGCUGCUGCUACAGAGAGUUUAUUGCAAUGUCUAAGAACAUAUUCAGAGCUAACUAAUUCUGCUAAGGAAGAUAACCCACAGCCAGCAGUAGAGCAGUUUCUAACUCUUUAUGCCAGCCUGAAUAAUACCCGGACAAUUGCUGAAUCCUUAUCAAAACCUGUUCCAGAUGGUUCAUCUCCAGAUUAUGAGAAGAGCACGGUGGAAGAAGCCCUAAAAGUAAAAUCAGAUAGACAAAAACAAGCGGCUUCCUGGGUCCAUGCAGCCUUGGCCACCAAUCUGUCAUCCUUUGCUGUUUUUACAAGAGACUCUCAAUCAUCCAAGUGUACAACUUCAAGCAAUUCUCAAAACCAAAAGACUGUCGUGGGAAGUCAACUCACAUUAGUCCUACACAGUUCCAGUGAAGAUGCAUCAUCGAAAGUUCAUGCAAAAACUCGUCUGACAGCUAAUUCCAAGUAUGCUUCCUCACAAGGAACUCAUCGUAAAUCAGUUGAUGGGUUAUCAAAUGGGCAGAAGCAGCUGGUCCAACCCCCCUCAGAAUGGGUUAGAGGAAAUGGCCUCAAUGAGGUAGUUAAUUUGGUUGAAAUGUUGCAAUUACAGUCGAGAGUCUGGUUUUUGGGAUUUGUUGAGAGGUUCUUGGACAGUGAUGGGGACACUACCUUGUCAGAUAAUGACCAAAUAGCAGGUAUGCUCACUCAACUAAAGAGUGUUAACGAUUGGUUAGAUGAGAUAGGAUCGAGCAAGGAUGAUGGAGAAUCGUGCCAGAUAUCAGCAGAGACAUGUGACAGGUUGAGGAAGAAGAUAUAUGAGUAUCUUCUUACACAUGUAGAAUCUGCUGCUGCUGCACUCAGUGGUGGAUCACAAUUGGCGCCGCUGAACCAAACAACACAGAUUAAAGCCAAACGGUGAAUAAGUACAUAGCUUAGCUUAACGAUGCAUGAGUUGUAGGACAGUUUGGGACUAAACUUGGUCACUGAAAGUUGUCCAAGGUCCACUUUAAAUUUCACUUAUUUUUUCCCUCCUCUUACGUCUGUUUGUACAUAAAUCCUACAUGGGGUUUGAGGUAUAGAUGGAGUCUAAUUUAUUAGGGGGAGAUAGCCAACAUGAUUUGUGAGGAUUUAACUUUCAUUUUUCUAAAUAUUGUUCAGAUGAAAUUAUACAAAUUGAAUCAAUGGAGGAUAUAAGCAGACAUGAUCUUUUCUAAAGCCCUUCCUUGAGUUGUGAUUCUUGCAUAGUUUCCCAAAUCAUGUACGAUGUAACUUCUGCUGCCAAAGUAUAAAGCCAUAAGCAUUACCGUUUCA
This is a messenger RNA of Cajanus cajan (pigeon pea), 3276 nucleotides long. RefSeq names its product protein CORTICAL MICROTUBULE DISORDERING 2. Lineage: Eukaryota; Viridiplantae; Streptophyta; Magnoliopsida; Fabales; Fabaceae. The record is from RefSeq and is a predicted model, not a curated record.